Xiphophorus couchianus (Monterrey platyfish) is the source of this 1607-nucleotide messenger RNA. RefSeq names its product nothepsin (gene nots). The transcript has 9 exons. Gene Ontology annotation, biological process: proteolysis. Lineage: Eukaryota; Metazoa; Chordata; Actinopteri; Cyprinodontiformes; Poeciliidae. The record is from RefSeq and is a predicted model, not a curated record. Bases 84 to 1301 code for a protein of 405 amino acids. Gene Ontology annotation, molecular function: aspartic-type endopeptidase activity.
CAUCCAAUCAGAGCAGCUAGUAGCUCUGAUAAACCUCUAGGACCUCUGCUGCCCAUCAGUCUGUCACUGCGACCCGGACCGACAUGCUGAGGCUGCUGCUCCUGCUGCUGUCCACGUGGACGGGCUCAGCGAUGGUCAGGGUUCCCUUGAGGCGGGUUCCCUCCAUCCGUGCUCAGCUGAGAACUCAGGGUCUGCUGGAGAACUUCCUGAAGGACCACAGGCCGGACAUGUUUAACCGCCGCUACGCUCAGUGCUUCCCACCCGGAACGCCGUCCCUCCGACUCAGACGCUCCAGUGAGAAGAUCUACAACUUCAUGGAUGCUCAGUAUUACGGUGAAAUCAGCGUGGGGACUCCGCCGCAGAACUUCUCUGUGAUUUUUGACACCGGAUCGGCCGACCUCUGGGUCCCGUCAUCGUACUGCGUCAGCCAGGCCUGUGCAUUGCACCGACGUUUCAAGGCCUUCGAAUCCACAACUUUCCACCAUGACGGACGGAUAUUUGGGAUCCACUACGGAUCGGGACACCUGAUGGGAGUAAUGGGUAGAGACACAGUGCAGAUCGGGGAAAUGACCAUCUUGAACCAAGAGUUUGGCGAAUCCGUGUACGAACCAGGUUCUGCUUUUGUGACGGCAAAGUUUGAUGGCGUUCUGGGACUGGCCUACCAAUCGUUGGCAGAGAUCAUGGGAAAUCCCGUCUUUGACAACAUGCUGGCUCAGAAGAUAGUGGACCAGCCGGUAUUCUCCUUCUACCUCAGCAGGAGAACAAGGACCAGCAAUCCAGAAGGAGAACUGCUGCUGGGAGGAAUAGAUGAAGCGAUGUACAACAGACCAAUCAACUGGCUGCCUGUCACCGCAAAAGGAUACUGGCAGAUUAAGAUGGAAAGCGUGGCGGUGCAAGGCGUGAGCUCCUUCUGUAGCCGUGGAUGUCAUGCCAUCAUUGAUACUGGAACCUCCCUAAUUGGGGGACCGACCAAUGAGAUCCUGAGUCUGCAGCAGCUGCUUGGAGCCACGCCCACAAAUGUCGGAGAGUUUCUCAUCGAUUGUGCCCGAUUGUCCAGUUUGCCUCAAGUCACAUUCAUCCUGGGUGGGAAGGAAUACACGCUGACAGCAGAGCAUUAUGUUAGGAGGGAGGCGUAUGGCAACAAGGAUCUGUGUUUCAGCGGCUUCGAGGCCAUUGACAUCAUUUCCCCUGAAGGCCCGCUGUGGAUUCUGGGAGAUGUAUUUCUGACUGAGUACUACAGCAUCUUCGACAGAGGACUGGACCGGAUCGGGCUUGCACAUGCCAGACACCCCACCGAAUGAUGAGUACUUCCACUGGCACGAGGAGAUAAUAACUUUUUCUGUGCCUCUUCAUGAAACAGGCUGAAGUUUUAUUUUUAAGAUAAAUCUGGACAUUUAUCUUUUAUGUUAAAGUUUCCUAAACAACCAAUAUUCACACUACAGCUGUGAGGUUUGCUCCCCUUUCCACUCAGUCACAAUAAUGAGGACUGCAGUCUUGCCUUUGACCACUAGAUGGCGACCAUGAAGAUGACAUUUUGGGCUGUUGGCGGCUAAUUUAGCUUCCAUCUUGUCAUCUAAUGUGUAUUUAGAUUAAAAACCAUAAACCUG